AUGUCUGGAGCAGGGCCACGUUGCGGGCAGGCCUGGGCUCGACGCUCGGCGGCCACGCUUGCGCGCAGGCUGCGCAGGGAGCGAGCCCUGGAGCGGGACGGGGCCACGGCGACGGCUGCUGCCGCUGCUGCGGUGGCGGUGCUGGCUCCCCCCACGGACCUGGCGGCCGCCCUUGAGGAUCGCCUCGUCAGCCUCGGCAGGGCGCUGCUGCUGCACCACAGGGCUGACGUCGCCCUUGGCCGCCACAUGCAUCGGUUGGGCGAUGCACUGCGCGCGGUGGCCAAGACGCUCGACGUGGACACAGACUUCGUGCACAGAGGCAUGGAGAUAAAGAGCGACGGCGACAAAGCGAGGCACCAGCCGCUUCUUGCAGCGACGCCUUCGGCUGCAGUGGAUUGCGUGGUCGAGAUUUGCGUAGCUGAUGUUGUGGCGAGCACAGUCAAGGUGGAUACGGCUGGGCUGCCACACGGGAGUGUGCUGCGGGCGGAGGCGCCUGUAUUCGUCCCCCUCGGCCUCCUCGGCGCAAUCGCGCCCGACUACUGCGAGGACCAGGUGCCAAUCCAGCUGGAUACGGUCGCGCCCUUCGUCCAAGAGGGCCAGGCGACAGAGUGCGAGACGGGAUUCCAUGAGGAGUCCUGCGACGACGCGGAGCUCGACGUGACCAUCGAGGAGGACGGCGAUGCCACGGCCUGCACGGCCGAGCCACCGCCGCCGGCAGCCGCGUGCAGUGCUGCGGCUACUGCGCUGGUGAGGUUUCUGGCGCUGAUCUUCAAGGUCAGCCUCACGCUGAAGGGUUUCGCGGAGCUGUUCAUCUCGCCACUGGUAUUCCAGGUGCUGCUCAUCAGGAUGGGACCUGGGCACGUCGGCGACGACCACACGGGGUCUCAGGAGUUCGCCGACGGGGACGCCCACCUCAAGCGCGCUGCGGCCAGGCUGGCUGACACUGUGGCCGAGGCCGCGCGCCUGGCGCGCGCCGCGGCGGUGUCCUCCCGCCCUGCCCUGGGGUCAGAGGGCCCUGCGGCCACAUGGCCACUGCUGGAGCGGCAAGAUCGCCAGGCUGACGCGGUGCUGGCGGCCAAGAUCGGCGACCACACGGAGCUCAAGCAGGAUUUCAAAAAUGUGGUCACCGACGCCAAUGAGACGUGCUGGCAAGAAAUGGUCGAGGUCAUCCGUGGCCAUGCCAUUUCGACGACCUUGCCAGACGGCUCGCGCAGGACAUACCAGCAGCCCCGCGGGAUGCGCCACGCGGCGCUGUGCUAA
This is a messenger RNA of Prorocentrum cordatum, 1260 nucleotides long. Lineage: Eukaryota; Dinophyceae; Prorocentrales; Prorocentraceae. The record is from the annotation of a GenBank genome assembly.